This is a messenger RNA of Neltuma alba, 1311 nucleotides long. Its product is annotated as ent-kaurene synthase-like 2. Lineage: Eukaryota; Viridiplantae; Streptophyta; Magnoliopsida; Fabales; Fabaceae. The record is from RefSeq and is a predicted model, not a curated record. Gene Ontology annotation, biological process: diterpenoid biosynthetic process. Gene Ontology annotation, molecular function: oxidoreductase activity, acting on paired donors, with incorporation or reduction of molecular oxygen; heme binding; terpene synthase activity. The transcript is spliced from 7 exons. Bases 1 to 1311 code for a protein of 436 amino acids.
AUGCGUGAUGAUAUCAUCAACGACCACACAGAAAAGAAGGGUGGCGAUAUAAGAGCAGCAGAGGAUCUUGUUGAUGUUCUUCUCAGGAUUCAGAAAGAGAAUGACCUUGAAAUCCCAUUAACUCUCGACAACAUCAAAGCUGUCAUCCUGGACAUGUUCAUUGGUGGAACUGAAACAGCAGCAGCAACAACAGAGUGGGCAAUGGCAGAAAUGAUUAGAAAACCAGAAGUAACGAAGAAGGCACAAGAAGAAGGGUCUAUGGAAAUGAAGGAUUCGUGGACGAGUCAAACUCCAUCGAUUGAAAUAUAUGCACUUGAUCGGUUUGCAGAAGAUAAAUUUCGCAAUACUCUUCAAGGCUAUUUGAAGGAUGUUGAGUCUGUUUUGGAGUUACAUAAAGCUUCACAGAUAGUUUUAGAUUCAAAUGAUUCAGUUUUGGAGGAAUUAAACACCUGGACAGGGCAUUUUCUUAAGGAAUAUUUGUCCACUUCCUCAAACAAUGCUCAUAGACCACCUUCUAAUCAUAUUGAUCUCGAGAUUAAUUUAUUACUUGGUACAUAUUCUCCAUGGCUCUUCUUCUUCUUCUUCUUUUUCAGUUCUUUAGACCUCGCCAACAAAGAAUUGUUGGAACUAGGAAUUGAAAACUUCAAUCGCUGCCAAGUAAUAUUUCGGAAAGAACUUGGGCUAUUUAACAGGUGGUUUAAGACGAGUGGAAUGGAUAAGCUACAUUUUCCAAUUGCCAAAACAACAGUUAUGUAUUCCUUCUUAUCAGUGGCAGCAACACUUCCGUCUCCAGAACUUCGGGAAGCACGUUUAGCUUGGGCAAAGCAUGGAUUGCUCAAAUCUGUGUUUGAUAGUUUCUUCGAUGUUUGGAGCACUAAAGAGGAACAACUAAACCUUAUAAAGUUAAUGGAGAAGUGGGAUGUAGAUGUCAACAAAGAACGUUGUUCUGAGCCGGUGAAGAUAUUAUUCUUAGUGCUUAAGAGAACAAUUAGUGAGACUGCAGCCCAAGCAUUGAAGGUUCAAGACCGUACUGUCCUGAACCACUUAAUUCAGCAGUGGGUGGAUAUUCUACGAUCUGGGUUGAAGGAAGUAGAAUGGCGCAGAAACAAGUGUGUGCCAAGCAUAGAAGAAUAUGAGCGUAAUGGCAUUACAACAAUGGCCUUGGGACCAAUUGUCUUGUCAGCUAUGUAUCUAAUUGGACCUAAGCUUCCACGAGCCGUGGCUGAAAGUGCAGAAUGCGAUUACCUUUUAGAUGUUCUUGGCCUCCAUGGGAGAUACCUCAACGACGUCAAUGGCUACCAGGUGAGAUAG